Messenger RNA from Dentiscutata heterogama, 486 nucleotides. NCBI's taxonomy places the organism in Eukaryota, Fungi, Glomeromycota, Glomeromycetes, Diversisporales, Gigasporaceae. The record is from the annotation of a GenBank genome assembly.
AUGUCUCUACAAGAAACACUGUUAAUUCAGUUUCAAGAAAAUCCUUUAAACUGGUUUUUAUCAGGAUUUUUAAUUUACGUUAUUUACUCCUAUCUAAGACCAGUACCAUAUAAUUUGCCAAUUGCAAGACAUACAGAAACUACAGUAUUUCGAGAAUAUACGCCAAAACAACUACGAGAGUUUGACGGUAGAACACAACAAACAAAGAUUUAUAUGGGAGUUUGUGGUAAUGUUUAUGAUGUUACCAAAGGUCGAAGUUUCUACGGACCAGAUGGCCCCUAUGGCAACUUUGCGGGUCGUGAUGCUUCCCGUGGUCUAGCAAAAAAUUCAUUCGAUAUGGACGUACUUACACCCAUUGAUCAACCAUUAGAUACCCUCGAAGAUUUAACCAGAGAUGAAAUUGAUAGUCUUAAUGACUGGCACGGUCAUUUUGCUGGAAAAUAUCAACUCGUUGGUAAAUUAGUUAAUGAUCCUGACAUUUUUUAA